Molecule: messenger RNA, 918 nt
Organism: Closterium sp. Naga37s-1
Lineage: Eukaryota; Viridiplantae; Streptophyta; Zygnematophyceae; Desmidiales; Closteriaceae
Source: the annotation of a GenBank genome assembly
AUGUCUCUGUUCCAACCGUCCUCCUUCCUCAUUCCCUCCCUCCCUCCCUGCCUCUCUGACUCCUCGCCACCAUCCGCCCUGCCACCCUACCUUUCUUCCUCAUUUCCUCCAGUUCUCCCUACCUUCCUCCCGUUCUUCCUUCUCAUCUCCCCUGUUCUCCCAUCUCGUCUCCCCCCGUUCUCCCCUCUCAUUUUCCACCGUGCUUCUUUCUCAUCUCCUCUCUUUCUCCUGUGUCAUCCCCUCACGUGCUCCCUAACUCAUUUCCUCUCUUGCUCCCUUCUCAUCUCCUCAUGCUCUCUCGUCUCAUCUCCUUACGCUCUCCCUCCCUUCUCAUCUCCUCAUGCUCUCUCGUCUCAUCUCCUCACGCUCUCCCUCCCUUCUCAUCUCCUCAUGCUCCCCUUCUCAUCUCCUCACGCUCUCCCUCCCUUCUCAUCUCCUCAUGCUCCCCUUCUCAUCUCCUCACGCUCUCCCUCCCUUCUCAUCUCCUCAUGCUCCCCUUCUCAUCUCCUCACGCUCUCCCUCCCUUCUCAUCUCCUCAUGCUCCUCUUCUCAUCUCCUCACGCUCUCCCUCCCUUCUCAUCUCCUCAUGCUCCCCGUCUCGUUUCCUCAAGCUCUCUCGUCUCAUGGCAUGAGAUGAACAUGCUGCAGAGAGCAACGGAGAUGGGGGAGGCAUUAGUGCUGCCAAUCACGGUUCGCCAGCUGGAGGCUAUUCUCAGCAGUGGCCACGGAGGAGCACGUCACCGAGGCGCUUCAUCUCUUCCACCUCGCGACACUAGACGCUGCCCGGUCGGGCGUGGUGGACGGCGCAGUGCUGACAGAGGAGCAGCGGCGCGAGGUGCAGCAGGUGGAGGGCGCUGUGCGGUGCUGCGUGGCCAUCGGGGGGGCUCGUGUGGGAACGGAGAGGCGGCUGCUGGAUGA